This is a messenger RNA of Drosophila virilis, 2603 nucleotides long. RefSeq names its product DNA cross-link repair protein snm1 (gene Snm1). The record is from RefSeq and is a predicted model, not a curated record. Gene Ontology annotation, biological process: double-strand break repair via nonhomologous end joining; interstrand cross-link repair. NCBI's taxonomy places the organism in Eukaryota, Metazoa, Arthropoda, Insecta, Diptera, Drosophilidae. Gene Ontology annotation, molecular function: 5'-3' DNA exonuclease activity; damaged DNA binding.
UUUCCCAAGAAGUGCAGUCCACCAACAGGUUAUAGGACACAAGCAUGUCUACAAAUGUUGGAACGAUCCGCCUCAGAAACUUGGCUGAAUUACAAAUUUCAAAUUUUGAAGAGGUAGCAGCGACUACGAAAUGCAUUUCGGAGGAAACCAAAACGCCAGAAAAACAAAAAAAGGCGCGAAAAGUACGCGCAGCAACAACAACAAAGAAAAAGAUAAAAGAUGAAAUUACAAACGCUCCAUCUAUUGUUAGCAGCACCGUGGUUAAGCGCAAUGGGAAAAAAGAGCCGCUACCGGGCCAACUACGCAUUGAUUCGUUUUUCAAGAGUAGCACAAAAAACUACAAAGUUGAACAUUUCACAACAAUCUCCCCUGGAAAAGCAAAACUUCGCCGUACUCCACGUAAAGGAUGCAAGCGAUUGUUCGAUGAGAAGUCGACAACGACGGAAAGUUUGUCCAAAGUGUCAGAUAUUUCAUUAGAACACAAGCUUAGCCGGAAACCUACACGAAAGCGAACACAGCCGCAGCGCAAUGCAAAGGCGAAAUGUGCGACAUCCCCGGCUGACGUCAUUGAUCUCUGUUCCGACGCUGAACCAGAAUCUGAUAACAAGCCUGCGGUGCCUAGUGUGUUUGAGGCGGCUCGGCCCGAAACACCAGCUAUGGUGAAUAUACCUUCUUUAAAUCUACAGAGGAAUUUAGAGACUGAGGCUUCUUCGAAUGAAAAUAUGCCCAAAACACGACAGCGCAAGCGUUGCCCGCCUUAUAAGAUUGUAGAGGAUACAACAUUCGUCGUCGAUGGUUUCCAGUUUGGCGAUAUUCCAAAUGCGACACAUUACUUUCUCAGUCACUACCAUGGCGAUCACUAUGUGGGCCUAACCCGCAAGUUUGCUCAUCCUCUAUACAUGAGCCCCAUAACGGCCAGGCUCGUGCGUACGUUCAUUCCAAUUGACAGUCAGUACCUCCACGAAAUUGCUGUCGAUCAAUCCAUUACGCUCAAUGACAUUGAGGUCACAGCUAUAGAUGCCAAUCACUGUCCGGGCGCUAUAAUGCUGAUCUUUAAAUUUAGCACUGGCAAGUGUAUCCUCCAUACUGGCGACUUUCGUGCCAGCUUUGAAAUGGAAUCGUUGCCAAUUUUCUGGAACCAGCCAAAUAUUGAUUUACUUUACCUGGACACCACAUAUCUAUCGCAGAAUUAUGACUUUUGUCAUCAGUCCGACAGUAUUUAUAGAGUUUGUUCCUUGGUGCGCCAAUUUCACGAGAAGCACGCCAGCAAACGUAUAUUGCACGUGUGUGGCUCCUAUUUGAUUGGCAAGGAGAAGGUAUGGUUGGCAUUGGUCGAGGAGUUUAGGCUGCGCGUCUGGACAGAACCCAAUCGCCGCAAAGCAAUCGAUUGUCUCGAUUGGCCAGAGUUAAAGCAUAGCCUCUGUGAUGAUCCCUUUGAGGCUAAUCUGCAUGUAAUCAACAUGGGAAAGAUUAGCUAUCCGCAACUUGAUCAGUACUUUAAGCAAUUUGAGGGCCACUAUGAUAUGCUGCUUGGCAUACGACCAAGCGGAUGGGAGAAGAACUCAAAGCCUUCAUAUGGCAAGCGAAUCAGUGUAAUUGGAGUGGAAUAUUCAGAACAUUCAAGCUACAAAGAGCUGGAACGUUUUGUGCGCUUUCUUAAGCCAAAAAAUGUCAUAAGCACAGUUCCUUUAGGAAGAGAUCUCUGCGUUACUCCAACAGUGCCGACCAACUGGUUCAAAUAUAAAGGAUAUGGCGGUAUGCUCAGCAAGAGCUAUCAGCCCUCCAUUUCAACGUUUUUGGAGACGCCCCAGCGUAAGCCGCCGACAAUGGCAAACAGAAGCACUAAUAUGAUAUUAAGUCCAAUUGAAAACUGCGGCAUCACAAAUUCGGAGAACUUAGACGAUCGCGAUAUAGCAGAGUCGGCAAAAGAUGAUUCCACUGAAGCUGCGCAUCAGUCGGUUGACAGAUUCAUGUCUGAUGCCUCCAAUGAUUUGCUCUCAAUUAUUUAGUUUUUUGUAGUAGUGAUAUCUUUAGUCGUUUUGUUUUUGUUUAUGUUUGAAUGUAAAGUUGAGUUAAGUUAUUUUUCCCUUGCUUUAAAAAAGACUAUUUUCUUAAAUUAUAUAUUUAGGUUAGAAUUGGCAAAAUAAUUUAAAAUAAAAUACUUCUGAAUCAGGAUUAACAAUCAGACAAGUCGCAGUUCAUUUUUAUUAUACGUUCACCCAUUUAUUUUUAAUAUAAACCCGAAUUAAUCUAUGCCUCGAAUUAAAUAAAAAAUUAUCAACUUUGCUGAAAUGUAUGUUAAUUCACAUACAUUUCCGGGUUAAAUAUAUGCUGAUAGCAACAAUUAUAUUUGCAAAUUUAUUAACGAUAUCAAUUGUUCCCAUCCGAGGCAACUCAAUUCAUAUUUAAACAAGGCGUCGCCCACAUUCAUUUUGUAUACAAUACAAGGCAUUAUAUUUGAUUACAUUUUUUAUAUGUGCAUAUUUAAUUAUAUAUAUAUAUAUAAAUUAUUUGUAUUUCAUUUUCCACUAGUUGACAUAGUAACACUUGUUUAUAAAGAUUAUGCUUAACGUAAAUACAUCAUGGAUAAAUAAACUUUAGGA